AUUAUUAACAGCCUUGAAUGUGAGUGUAAGUAAUUUGAAUUUGAUUCUAGAGGAGAUUGGGAGCCAGUGAAGGGACAUGCAUAUGGGAGCAGCUGAUGUUGAGCGGUGAGAUAGAUGAAUGAGUCUAGCAGCCGCAUUUAGAACAGAUUGGAGUUGUGAAAGGUGACUUGUUGGAAUACCUACGAGGAGUAGGUUGCAGUAAUCAAGGCAGGAGAUGAUGAGAGACUGAAUCAGUGUUUUAGUUGAUUCUGAACUGAGAUAUGGUCGUAUAUGAUAUGGUCAUAUUCAGGCAAUGUCGCGCAGUUAAAUACGACAAGAUUUUGCAAGUGUUUGAAUGUGUGGUGAAAAACACAGAUGUGAGUCUAGGCUAACUCCUAGGCAGCGUGUCUGUGUGGUGGAAUGAAAGGUGGUGUUGUUUACUGUGAGUGAUAUCUGAGGGACAGGCGAAGAUCUUGGAGGAAAUAUAAUGAGUUCAGUUUCAGGUGGUGGUCUGUAACUUGGGAAAGGACAGAAUUAGAAAGAUCAGGAGUAGACAAGUAGAGUUGAGUGUCAUCAGCAUAAAGGUGAUACUGAAGUCCAAACGACUGAAUAAGUUUUCCUAGCGAAGUUAGGAAAGUAGAGUAGAAGUAGAGUAAGAGAAGGCAACUUUAAAAGAACGGUCAGACAGAUAACAUGUAAGUAUUAUGCAUCAAAUUGUCACUGUAUUUAUUUUACUUGGAUGAACUGUGUGUUAUUUUACUAUGAAAGAAUAUUGCUUUAACUAGCCUCCCCAAAUAAAAAAAUAAACACUCUCUGCCUAUGUUGUGUCCUGAAUCGUUACUAUGCACAGCCUCCUGGCAGCUUCAUUGCUGGGAAUCCCCACCCACUGUAAGAUGAACACACCCACUAGCACUCUCCCAGCUUGCAGUGGUUUGGUUUGGUUUCCUCGGUUACUGGUAAGUUGUUGGCAGAAGUUUGCUGGGACUUGGUUACUUGUAGAGAGUGAGCAGAAUGGCUUUUAGGAGGAACUGGCAAACAUGGGCAACAGUCUGACCUGUGCCAGCAGCUCUUUAACUGGGUUAUGCCCUACAUUCACUUGAUGUUAGUGUGUACCUGACAACAUGAAGGAGGAUGUUUUUACUGAAUCUGCUGAAUCUAAUGAUGAUAAUUCAGAAGAAGAAGAAGAAGAGGGUGAUAAUGAGGUUGGAUCAGAGGGCCCCCCAGAAGUGAGCACAGACCUUCCAGAUGAACUGCAAGACGUGCAUAGUAACAACCAAGAUCAACAGCCUAAUGAACUGGAACAAACAAAGACAACGCAGCAGAAAUCAAGAGAUGAAUCAAAAAAGAAGAAGAGAAGAAAACAAAGGGCCCUUGGCAUAAACCUAACCAACUGCAAAUAUGAAUGUGUCCGUCGGGCUGCACGACGCUGUGGACUUAAGGAUGUUGGUGAUGAAGAAGAGUGGAUCGUUUAUUGGACAGACUGCUCUGUUUCACUGGAACGUGUUAUGGACAUGAAGAGAUUCCAGAAAAUAAACCAUUUUCCUGGUAUGACUGAAAUAUGCAGGAAGGAUCUUCUGGCAAGGAAUAUGAAUAGACUGUCAAAGCUCUUUCCAAAAGAGUACAACAUCUUUCCUCGAACGUGGUGCUUGCCUGCUGAUUAUGGUGAUCUCCAAGCCCAUUGCCGGACAAAGAAAAACAGCAUCUACAUCUGUAAGCCUGACAGUGGCUGCCAGGGCCGGGGUAUAUUUCUUUCCAAGAACCUGAAGGAUAUAAAACACGGUGAUAACAUGAUCUGUCAGCAGUACAUUCCUAAACCAUUCCUCAUUGAUGGAUUCAAAUUUGACCUUCGAAUCUAUGCCCUUGUCGCAUCCUGUGAACCCCUGCGCAUUUUCGUCUACAAAGAAGGCCUGGCACGUUUUGCAACAAUGAAUUAUGUAGAACCCAAUCACAAUAACCUGGAUGACAUCUGCAUGCACCUUACCAAUUAUGCAAUCAACAAACAUAAUGAAAACUUUAUCCGAGAUGAUUUGACAGGAAGUAAAAGGAAACUUUCCACUCUGAACACAUGGCUGGAGAACAAUCAUUAUGACACAAGCAAACUCUGGGAGGACAUUGAUGAUGUUAUUAUUAAGACUCUAAUUUCUGCUCACCCUAUACUGAAGCACAACUAUCGCACUUGUUUUCCAAAUUACGUUGCUGGUAGUGCUUGCUUUGAGAUACUGGGGUUUGAUAUUCUUCUGGACAGAAAAUUAAAACCUUGGCUUAUAGAGGUGAAUCACUCCCCUAGUUUUACAACUGACUCCACCUUGGACAAGGAGGUCAAGGACCCUCUGAUUCAGGACACACUUAACUUAGUCAACCUCCGUGCUUGUGACAAGAGAAAGGUUAUUGAGGAGGAUAAACGGCGAGUUAAAGAGCGUUUAUUUCAGCGGAAUCUGCCUCGAGAAACUAGGAGGGAACAGUUGGAAACCUCCCAGGCUUCUUGGCUGGCACAAAUUGAAAAGUAUGAGGAUAGCCAUCUUGGAGGAUAUCGCAGAAUUUACCCAAAAGCUGAAGGAGAAGUGUAUGAAAAGUUCUUCAAACACAGUGGGUCUCUGUUCCAAGAAACUGCAGCUUCAAAGGCAAGAGAGGAAUGUGCAAGGCAGCAGUUAGAGGAACUGCGUAUAAAGAAGGAACAAAUUAAAACACCGUUUGGGAAAAAGAAGAGAGAGACAAAAUACAUCUUGCAGGGUGAGUCAGCAGGAGAAAAAGCCAUGAGGCAGAAAGUGAUGAAGAGACCUGUGAUCCGCAGUACAUCUGCUCACUACAGGAAUGUAGAAAAAAAGGAGGUCAAAUAUGAUCCUACGAAACCUGUGGACAUUGAUGAGAAUGAAGAACGAGAAAGGCUGCAAGGUCUGCAACAAAGAGAGAGACUAAUCUAUGAACUUGGAAUUGUGGAUCAGGUGCAUAGAGUGCUGAGCCUUGUAGAUCAUGGAACUUCGGACCUCCAGUCAUUUGAACACUACCUUGGUGAAUCGCAGCCAAGAAACCAGAAUACGGAAGGAUUUAUUAGGUAUCAAGACCCAGAAGUUAUCAUUCCUCUGUAUCCUAUGUUUUGCCAAGGAGCAUCAUCCACAGAAACAACACAGCUGAACAGCCAAGGAACCUUCAGUGGUAUACCUUUUGGGAACCAAGCAUAUUUUCCUGGCUUCACAUCCUUGGUUGUACCUCCUCCCUCAACACAGUUGUUAAUGAGGAGACAUGCUGAUAAUAGAAAACUAACUUGGACUGGAGUUCAAUGUGAGCAGGCCACUACAGCUAAAUGUGAAAUGUAUUUCAAGCCAAUGAAUGGCUUAAUUAAUACAGAACAUUGUCAAAGUGCCAAAUACAAGAUGGAGUCAAAACCUCCAGCUAAUAAGAAGCUAAUCCGGUAUGGUUCUGUCAUCUCUGGAAAUCCUUUAAUUCCACCUUCUACAGGCUCCACUUUACCUUCGGUCACUGGGACAUCUGCAGCAAUCCAGCCAUUAGCAGUAGUUGCAUCGUCUGCUCCAUUUGCACAGCGCAUUGAUCAUGCCAGGCAACACCGACUGGGAAGCUUCUACAUCAAAUAACUUAUUAUUGCGUUUCCUCCACAUUCUUCAAAAGAGAUUUCUCUUGAAAAUGUGCCAAAAGCCAUUAUACAUUGUUCUAUUAAUGCAUUUUCAUGUGCCUUUAAUCUAUGGAUCUAAACUGAUGAGCUCGUGAGCACCUCUCACUUCCAUAUCUUACAAAGCCAACUUCAUAAUGGAGUUCUGUGGGCCCUUCUGAGAAUCAGACCUAUAUGUUCACCUGCCACCAAACAAUGUCUCAAACCUUCUCCCCCACCCCAUAUGCAGGUUCCUGCUACCACACCUACCUCUUUACACUUCAAGGCAGCUAUUGCCACACAAGGAGGCCACCCCGUCUCCAGAGAAGUAUGGGACUGGUGGCAGAGAACGGGUGGGACUAGCCUGGGGGGCUAACUUGGAUUUUUCCUGGUAUCCUGGUGGACCACUACAAGGCCGAUUGGAAGAGGCUUUGAAAGAUAUAUAUUUAUGCAUACAUACAUAGUUACAUAGUAGUUACAUAGUUACAUAGUUAAAUUGGGUUGAAAAAAGACAAAGUCCAUCAAGUUCAACCCCUCC
Molecule: messenger RNA, 4121 nt
Organism: Xenopus laevis (African clawed frog)
Lineage: Eukaryota; Metazoa; Chordata; Amphibia; Anura; Pipidae
Gene: ttll13.S
Product: tubulin tyrosine ligase like 13, pseudogene S homeolog
Exons: 15
Coding region: 1101-3569 (822 amino acids)
Biological process (GO): microtubule cytoskeleton organization
Cellular component (GO): ciliary basal body; cytoskeleton
Molecular function (GO): tubulin binding; tubulin-glutamic acid ligase activity; ligase activity
Source: RefSeq, a predicted model, not a curated record